Symbiodinium sp. CCMP2592 is the source of this 9054-nucleotide messenger RNA. NCBI's taxonomy places the organism in Eukaryota, Dinophyceae, Suessiales, Symbiodiniaceae. The record is from the annotation of a GenBank genome assembly.
AUGGACUUCAUCGACCGAUACAGGGUGAUGUGCGCUCUUGCAUUUUCCCGAGUGGCGACGUUGUCUGGUGACGCCGCGGGGGUCCGCGAGAAAAUGGACCUUACGAUGGCGCUGGCUCGCCACUGUAUGCUUUUCCAAGCGCAAAGCUUUAAGGGAUCCCGAGAUAUGCUGAGCAACGAUACGCUCCAGCUCAUGGGAACCUGCUACAUCCCGUCGCCUCUUGCGAGCUGGAACCGAAAUCUCAUGGGAUAUAGCAGUUCGACUGCUGAACAGCGAUGGUUGAGGACCGAUACGAGUAUCAAACACAACGACCUCACCAAGCUGUCGCCCAUUGAGUUGUCAAGGGAGGCGGUCAGCCAGGUUGAAGCUGUGAAGUUCUUCAAGGGAUUUCUGCAGCUCAGGCCGACGCUAUCGUUCAUCCCUGGAGCGUUUCUGGCGCUCAAGGCUCUUAACCGAUUUCCCACGCUGGACUCUUUGAAAGAGCAAGCAACUCACCUCGAUAACGAUCGCAAGGAACACGGCUACGAUCUUCCUGCCGUGGACGCGAACGGGAUCGGGGAAGCAGCCGCCUUUCGCAACGAAGACGACGAUGAGAAUACCCCGUUGAUGCGCGGGUGGGUCUCGUUCAUGAAAGCGAUGGUUGAGGCCUACCCCGGCCGGUGCGUUAGCAUCGAUGAUACGCUCAACUGGGGAGCCAGCACCCCUAUGACCUAUGAGGACGGUGCGGGGCAGACUACCAUCCGCCCGACUGAUGGAUGGGUGUAUGUCCCCGCGAUGAAUUCGGACAUAUACGAUCCUCAGGAAACGUUCCUUCACGGAACGAACCUCCGAUACCUCUGGUCGAUUCUUGCACACGGAGGUCUGUUCGGGGAGGAUUACGUGACGGACGAUCAUGGAAGUCACGAACCCUGCGUCUGGGUGACUGGACACGCUUCCGAGGCUGCCGGUAGCUACGCGUCUGGCACAUACCUCGGAGGAGGAUACUGGUUUCAAGUGAUGAUCUGCGUCUCCCGGACUGUGGUGAACACCCACGGUCGCACGACGAAGAAGCUGGGAGGAUCCCAGAAACAGAUCCGCGUCGGAACUCGAUUCCUCGAGCUGUGCGGGAUCGCGUUCAGGCCCUUCCGCCUUCUGGAUGACCGCGAGCAAGGGGUUUCUACCUCUCCACAAUACGUCAUCCAUGGUCACCGAUUCCUUAGUGCCGACGGGACAAAAGCUGUGGCCUGGCACCCAUGGAUGGAAGCGAGCCCGAUUGAUCCUCGCAUUCUGAAGCUGCUGGGAGAAAGCGUCGCUCGCGACAGUGUCGAGUUUGCCGACCUCACGAUUCAAGGGGGCAACACUACUCAACAGGUUGCUUCCACCGAGACGGAACAAUCUAGGGCGACCGCGGCUGACGAUCAGGCUGCGGAGGGUGGAAAUGAGGCGACGGACCGAGUCACAGUCCACCCAGCAGUGCUUCGCCGCAACCACUGGAUGCCUGACUCUCACGGGACCAGUGAAAACGCCACUGUCGGUGGCAGGUAUGCCUUGCUAUCCGAACUUCAAUCCUCCAGCUACCGAUUCGAGCUUGCUCCAUUCUUUCAGCUUCGAGCACCCAUCAUGGGAGAGGAAGGAAGCCAAGGUUUGCCAAAGCCUGCAAGGCUCGAGACGAUUGUCGGAGGACCCUCCAAGGAGUGGGAGGCAUGGUGCAGACACUACCGAAAGGCAUACGGUGUCAUGCUCGGAAACUUCGGCUACACGCCCGCCAAGAGCCUCAAGAAUAUCCCGUACAGAGAAGAAGGAACAACGGAUAUUGUUAGUGCGCCGAUUUGGAGCCCGGCCGAUGCACUUGUGGCCGUAUCGAUCCAUGGGGUCAGAACGGUCACGACCAUGGCCUCCACGAUUGUAUUUGGGGGUGCACCGCCAACGAUCAAGCCGGCGGUACCCAGCAAAUCGCAGAGAUUCGUUGUUAUGCACGAUGGCCUGCUGUCCUUCAAGUCUGCCAAAUCUUGGCAUGAUGGUGAGAUGAACGCCCAUCUGAAGAACGCGCUGACGAAUUUUGGGUUUCCUGAUUCCGAGGUGCGCGUGCAGGCGUUCGGCGAGGACAACAAGCUCAAGGAUAUGGUCGACACUCUCGCGAUGAUGCAGAGCGAGACCUCCAUCCCGCCAUCGAAUGUGCACGUCCUCAUCCUUUGGAGAGGAGAGGAUCUGUGGAAGAUAGACCAGGGCUGGAACAAGCUAACUGGCGACAUCGAUAUGGCACGAUCUCAAUAUGCCAAGACGACCGCCCGGGAUGCUCUCGAGAAGUACAAUACGAUCUACGGAUCGGUGUCCCUUUGCGGUCCGGUGUCGCCGAGCAUGGUGUACCUUCCGACUCUCCCUGGCCCUCUCUUCGAGAAAUACAGAGAGGAGAUGAGAUCGAUCUGGGACGCGAUCAGGAGAUCCAACCUCCUUACCCUGUCUUUUGACGCUAUCCUGGAAGGUCUGCCAUACCUGAAGGGAUAUCAUCUUAUGCAUGAGUCCAAGACGAUUGGGGUCCUAUGUACCCGCAUUUGCUCGAUGUUCACUCUUGCAGCUCUCGCACGAUUUCCGUCUUACGGGACCCGCCGGGAGUAUGAGAUCGCUGCCGAGAAGAUGUGGGCACGCACCCCAGUCCCGGAAGAGAACUCGCCGGGCGCGGUGAAGGCCAUUGUGCACUCCACUGUGCAGGACCUCAUCGAUGGUGCAGAUCGCGGCGCCGAUCAUCAAGCCGCAGAGACUGAACAGGGAACAUUGGCGGAUCUACCGGGUGUUCGUCAUCCGGAUCCGAUCGAGCUUCCAGCUACUCCCGUGCCUGGCGAGGCAAUGCCAGUGUCACCUGGCCUUGCUCCGACUGCCAUGAAUGAUGAAGAAUCUGGCAGCAGUUCCGAUGAGAACGAUCAGCAAGGGGAUGGUGACGCGGCGAUGCCCACAGUCAAAAAGGAGGAGUCCGAUGAAGAGUUCAAUGGGCUUCUCGAAGGAAUGACUGAGGAAUUCGCGAAAAUGCCCACUCCUCGAGAUGCCGAGCGAACUGUCGCUGCCAAUCGGGACGCUGCACGACCGCCUGCCGUGCCCUCGAUUCCUCUCUCUACGAUGAAGAAGCCGAAGCCGGUUGGUGGCGAGCAAGCCGCGGGGCCCACCGCCGACAAUCGACAAGCUUAUGCGCACUUCGAGAGCCAAGUCAGUGAAGCUGAAGCUCGCCGCGAGCAAGCUGCGGCAAUGAAAGCGCAUAUCGAUGAAGUGGCAAAGGGCGCCGCCGGUGUUGAAAAUGCCGAACAUCUUCGAUCCAUUGCCGAUGGGCUAGCCAAGGUCUUGGGCCCGAACAUGAGCGAUGACAAUGUGUUUCAGGGUGCCUUGUAUCCCCCGGGUGACUAUGCGCUUGACGCUGUCACGAACCGACUGGCUCAAGGCAGACGUCGGGUUGAAUCGAACAGCAAUCUCAUCAGGGAGAUGGCCAGCGACCGAUUCACGCCUGUGCUCAUCAACCGAGACACUGGUGAGACUGUGUCUGCCAUCGAUGCACGAUGGACUCCAGAGUAUGGAAACAGGGGGGAGCUUGAAGCUAAGGUUGGUGCGAUCAUUUCCAACCUGGAUGCAGUGGUUGCAAGCAUGUCAACCCUCCCUGUGUUCCAUCCGCACAUUCCGUCGACGUAUGGUAUGGCUCGAUCGCUUCUCAACACAUACCAGUCGUUGCAGAUUGCCAUCCGACACCGUGGCAUGGGUGCGAUGUCCUUUGAGCAGAUGGUAUUCAAACCAGAGGACCUUGAGGUUCCGACCCCCGAUGAUUGGCCGGACCUCAUCGCGCCUACCCCCGGAAAAGUCAUUCAGUCCAUGCGAGUUGCCCUGGUGAAUAACACAGCGGCGAGGUUGACGAGAGAGGACCUCAAGCUGCCGCCGGGCUUCGCCAUGCAGCGACGAGUGACCGAAUUCCGCAAGCCGGAAGAAGACCCGGUGCAGAGCCUAAUGGGGCUCACCGAUGAUUUGAGCUAUGGCACAAUUGGCCGAACUGGGGACGACAGAUUGUCCCAGCUCCAGCGCAGUGUUGCGGUACAGCUGCGAAACACUGCAGGUUUCAUUGCAAACGAGUUUCAGAGGCACGCUCGAUCUAUUGCUGCUUCCUCCUCGCGUCGCAGCGACGCCUCAGGCGCCCUGAGUAGUCAGGGCGAAGGCGCAGCGGACAACGAUCUUCCGUCCACCGAGCAGGCCAGUGCCGCUUCUGUGCGUUCAGCACCACCGCCCCCGCCAAACAUGGCUCCUCCUCCUCCGCCCACAGCGGCAGCACCUCCAAGGGCGCCCGAAGAGAGUGCAAAGGAGGAUGACGAUGACGCCAAGAUGGAUGAUGAAACGGCCGAUCAGUUGCCUGAGCAGAAACCCGAGGAGGACGCUGAUAUGGGUGGCGGAGAGGAGCUGAAAGACGAGGUCCCCGGCAAGGCCCCGCCACCAGCUGCCCGAACCGCUGAGAACCCUCCGGAAACAGGCGUGCGUUCCAGUGCUAGGGGACCGGAAGUCGAUGUUGAUCCGGCCAGCACCACAGCCGAUCAGGCGGCAAAUGAUCCGAGAAACUGCCGGAUCGAGGGCCCUGGUAUCAAGGCGACAACGAUUCAUCGCCCUGAUCAGCUGCCCGAAAGGGGUAUUGACUCCAUUGCGCCGAUCGUGCAGUACGAAAUGACGUCUGUCCCGAUUGCACUGCCAGAUUUCGUCGUUCCGGGACUCGACAUGGGCAUCGAUGACUCCGUCCAUGGUCGAUUGGUCUCUGCGACCUGUCUCCCACCGACUGACGAGCAGCGCAAGUAUUCAAGACGCCGAUUUGCUAUGCUGUCCUCGAAUCAGACAGUGUACUUGGGUAUGGCGCUUCACAAGAAACCGCUUAAAGGAGAACACGAUUCUUUCCUCCGACCGGAAUCUUAUGAGGACUGCCGCGAGAUCCAUGAAGCUGUCCGAGCCUACAAUGCCAAGGAGGCGACAUACCGAUCUAUCGGCGGAACAUCAGUGUCAUGCAGCCGAUUGCUCAUCGAUGACGCACAAAAUAUCCCUGCUGCCAGGAUUCCGGACGCAGGCAUGAUCAGUUUGGUGCGUAAGCUGCUGUUCCGAGUGCUGACGCAAACAAAGGAGUAUCCCUCCUCGACUGCCGUCGGAGCACAGAAUCGCCCCCAGGACAAAGAGAGGGGCGUCCCAUUGUAUUCUUUCCUCGACCAGAGUGGCAUCAUCGCUUUCGAUGUCAUUCCGAUGUACAUGGAACGCGAGAGGGAAUACAUGAAGGCCAACGCUGGCGAGUUCAGCGGCCGGACGCUUCUCCAGACUAGCAUUCUGGACGAUGACGAUAAGCCGAGUGAGCUCACCGUCCAGUGCAUUACGGAAAUUGCUCGAACGGACAACAACCGAAUGUUUGAGUUCUUCUACUCGACGAUCAACGACGAUGGAAGUCCUCAAUUUGUUGGCAUCCGAGCAACCUAUGGUUUCGGUCCCGAUAACUUCAACCGAUUCCGACUGCUGACCAAGUGUCAGCACGGGCCAUUCACUCAGCUCGCUCAAGAACAUUAUGUCAAUGGCGAGAGGAGACGAAAUGUGGCCCGAUAUCAUCCCCAGUACGGAUGGGGAUGCGCAACGAUUCGCGAGUUCUUCGGAUACAUGAACGAUUGCAAGCUCAAUCCCCCAAAGGGGCAGCUCUUCCUCACACUGCUCCCGUAUGCCCCUGGAUCUGGGAAGAACAACGAGUGGGAAGAGGUGUACAUGAACGUCCGAAUGAACCCGGGACGUGAGGCGCUCUCGAACACCGCGUCAUCACAAAGCAUGCUCCCCGAAGGUAUGGGAUCCAACCGCAUGAUUGUGUUCGCGGUUGAUUUGCACAUGAUUGCAGCAGGUAUCAAUCCGAUUACAUUCCAUCCGAGAGGGUACUAUGCGAUCAAGGACAGUAUCCCUCUCGCAUGUAUGCCGAUUGCAUACUUCAUGGAUACGGGAUCUCUAGUGUUCAACACGGCCUUCAAAUACAUCGGAGGCCCGAAGUUUGGCACUGGACCCAAGAGGGGAGACCACAGACGAGAAACGUGGCCACUCGCUAGCUUCGACUGCCCCAUGUGCGGAGCUUCAUUCCCUGUUGGUCUCCACAUGUGUCACUCUUGCACUAAGCCGAUUCACUAUCCUGAUGGGAUGUUCUACGCCGAUCCUGUGAACCCCUUCCAGGUCGAAUAUUACGGAAGUCAUGCUGAGUGGCUCAAUGAUCUGAUCGAGCGAAACAAGCUUACCGAAUUCCAGCUUCACGAGUUUCCUGCGAUCAAGCAGCUGAGGAAUUUCCCGGUGUCUAGGUCUCUCGCUGAGGACCAUAGGCAGACCGCAUUCUUCGGAGUGCCACCGAUCAAAUGCACCGCUGCUGACACAUCGCCGAAGGAAGUGGAACUGUUCAAGAGAAGCGUGCGCGGUACGAUUCAGGGCGCCAUUCGCUUGGACAUUUCCAUUGAGAGGCUUGUUGCCGGUAUCACUGGCAAGGAAGCUCGAUGUGGAGUAGAAGACUUCUUCAACUCACAGUCGAUCGCAUGUGCUGCCACGAUUGUCAAGCACUUUGGAGCGGUCUUCGCCACAUGUCGCGAAAAGCCGUUGUGCUACUAUGCACGUUGGUCGAUUCACUGCCAGCGCGCAUAUCGAGUCUGCCUGUCGCGAGGGUAUCUAUCCCCCUAUUACACAGGUGUGACGGUCGAUUAUACCAUCGACCAAGAGAUGGCAGAAAAGAUCCGACUUGCUCAUCUGCCCUUGCAAAACGCCAAUUUGGCGAUGAGGCGGCACAUUCGACUCUCCACCGAGUUUGGAACGUUGGAUGAAUUCCGUGCCACUAUCACGGAUACGCAAAAGUAUCAACGAUACAUGCGUGUCGACAGUGAGAGCCUUUCCGCGCUCCUGGCCAAGGUUACCCUUACCACAUGCUACGGCAUUCCGACAAAAGGUGAGCCUGGCUAUAUCUCUGACGAUGAAGCAGAAGAGAUCGAAGGAGCCGCAGCGGCAAGCGAGAAGCCCAAAGGGAAAGGCAAAGGGGAAGACGAAUCCAACGUCCAAGCCAUCAACUGGCGUGAGUUGGAUCCCUUAGGACGGAAACUUAUUCCGCAUCACUCUGAUCCCCGAUUCACGAUUAUUGCUGAGGGGAAUACGGCACUCCUUGAUGCAGCCGAAACGCCGGAAGAGACGCGUAAGGAAUUCAAGGAGUUCGUUCGCGAUCACUCUGUCAAGAUCAAAGAAUGCUUUGACGAUGAUCGUGCGACAGAGAAGACAUUCUUCAAUCUUGUUGAAGGAGUCAAGGAUCAGCUUCCCGAUGCAAAUAGCACUGACCCGCUUCUGAUGAAAAGGGCUGAGGACGUCUUCGAGGCUCUCCCCGAUGAACUGGAUGAUCCUCCGAGAGUGUUCGAUGUUGCGGCUCGCCAGGCACGACGGCGAGACCCUGCACCUCAGCGCAGAGUGCAGGUCACCGAGCAAAGACAAGCGCCGAUUCCCGAGGCUCAUGCCGUUCCCAUUCCUACGGAUGACGAGGAUGAGGAUGAUACUGAGCUCGAUCGAGCGGUACGACCCGAUCCAACAUCACGGCGCACCGGACGAGAGCAUCUCGGAGGUGUCGCUCCCGAGACGACUCCGCCACCGCCUCAUAACAUGCCGCCGCCAUCAAAUUUGCCGACUCGAAAAUCCCAUCGGCAAACAGGCUACAGCGCCGCCCAUCCUGAUGGAGAACCGUUAAUGGUGUCGGGGAGGGCAGAAUACUCCGAUCGAAUGCGGUUGCCCUCAGUGUUGCGAAUGAAGACUCGGGUUCCGGAGUCGGAUCUGGAUAACCCGACGAUUGAGGCGGCGGCUCUUAGCUGCGGCGGUGCAAUCAGCGCUUGUGAGGCAAUCAGCGCGUGUGAGGCGGCGGCUGCGGCAACCAGUGCUUGUGAUGCGACGGCUGGUGGCGGCGGAGCCUCAGACGGUGCAGACGGGGUUGCGGCUGAUGCCGGCUGGGCCCGCGGCACUGCGCUUCAAGGUGACAGUGACGCCUUUGUUCCGAGGAACCUGGAACCUGGCUGGGUGUCGAUCAUGACGCUAACGACGGUUGACGAAUACACGGCUUUCGCGGACAAUCGCUGCAACUUCAGCCUUGCACAUUGUGACGGGCCUACCCCUGAGCUCGAAAGAAGACCCGCUGAAGGGCAAAAAUACCAUGUAGUGUCUGCUUCUGUCUCUCUUCGGGGGCCCUGCUGGGCCGAUGGGCGAGGCAGUGACGCAAUCAGCGCAGGUGCGGUGGCGGCCGCUGCAAUCAGCGCUUGUGGUGAGGCGACCGGUGGUAGUGGGGCCACCGAUGAGGCCUACGCCGUUGCUGCUGUCGGCCGUGCUUGUGGCAUUGAUGCCGAGGGCGGCAAGGUUGCCACGUGUGCCUGCAAAGCUAUCGCCGGCAAAGGUGACUGUCAGGAGACUGCCGCACUCAGUGCUUGCGACCUUGAAAUCACCAGGCUGCAGCUGUCUUCGAGAGCGGCGAUGGCAAUCUCAGGGUCGGCCACCGCUGCGCGCGAGGCAGGUGCAAUCAGUGCUUGUGAGGCUGCUGACGCCCGAAAUGGUGGCGGUGGCGGCGCAAUCAGUGCUAGUGAGAGUGCCGCAUGUAACAGUGAAGGCAUUAACUUUGUCUGCCAUGAGCUCGCUGCCAGGGCCGACGACUGUUGUGAUUUCGACCUCGACGAGUUCGUGCCUGGUGAGCGGUUUAGGUUUUGCUCCCCUGACGGGCCCACCCAAGGGCUCGAAACAAGAUCCUUUCAAGGACCAAGAUGCAGUUGUGACGGGCCCGUCCCAGAGCUCGAAAGAAGACCCGCUGAAGGGCAAAGAUCUCACUUGAUGAGCUCCCGAGUCCCUCUAUGUAGCCCUACUUGGGCUCCCCAGGCCCUCCCUGCCUCGCAGUGCCUUCGCCAUGGAAUUGCUGAGGAUGGGCUUUCGAUGAGCUUGAAGGGCGAGGUGAACCUGACGGGCGAGCUGCCCGGACGACGUGGUGGCAGCACCUUGCUGGACGACUGCGACUGCGGCGACGACUGCCAAAUGCCUGCCUUUCCCUCUCCUUGA